Molecule: messenger RNA, 444 nt
Organism: Ascochyta rabiei
Lineage: Eukaryota; Fungi; Ascomycota; Dothideomycetes; Pleosporales; Didymellaceae
Exons: 2
Coding region: 1-444 (147 amino acids)
Cellular component (GO): cytoplasm; nucleus
Molecular function (GO): protein tyrosine phosphatase activity
Source: RefSeq, a predicted model, not a curated record
AUGACGGACGCCCCCAAACCAAAUUGGCACGACGCCUUUCCCGCACCUCGUGUCACAGCACCCACCAUCACACGUGAGGAAGUCCUGUCAGCACUCUCAUCUGGCGACUUGCUGCUUGUGGAUGUGCGUCGGACAGAUUACGAAGGUGGCACAAUUAGGGGAAGCCUGAACAUACCUGCGCACAGCUUCUAUAUGAACCGAGCGGUGCUGUUCGACUUAUGCAAACGGGCCGGAGUGAAGAAGGUCGCCUUCUACUGUGGCUCGUCAAACGGGAGAGGUCCGCGCUGCUCCGGCUGGUUCGCAGAUCACAUUGCUGAAAAGUGCGACGGUCAGAUACAGUCCUUGACCUUGGGUGGUGGCAUCAAGGGAUGGGUCAAAGCUGGGGGACAAUACACACAACAAAUCGAGGGCUUUGAGCCUGAAUACUGGAAGCAAUUUGAUUAA